Molecule: messenger RNA, 1002 nt
Organism: Homo sapiens (human)
Lineage: Eukaryota; Metazoa; Chordata; Mammalia; Primates; Hominidae
Gene: CCDC12
Product: coiled-coil domain containing 12
Exons: 8
Coding region: 136-675 (179 amino acids)
Source: RefSeq, marked validated
ACUGUCUGCUCAGGCUUCCAAAGCUACAACCUGCCAGCCUAUGCUCCAUACCUGCCCUGCGAGGACCUCCCAGUCUCUCAUUCUCGUCCUUGGAUUGGCCGCGAGACAUUUAUCCACUCUCCUUAGGCCUGCGCGAUGCAAGACGGGAGAAAAGGAGGGGCGUACGCGGGCAAGAUGGAGGCAACUACGGCUGGUGUGGGCCGGCUAGAGGAAGAGGCGUUGCGGCGAAAGGAACGGCUGAAGGCCCUACGGGAGAAAACCGGGCGCAAGGACAAGGAAGAUGGGGAGCCAAAGACCAAGCAUCUCAGAGAAGAGGAGGAAGAAGGCGAGAAGCACAGGGAACUUAGGCUGCGGAACUAUGUCCCGGAGGAUGAGGACCUGAAGAAGAGGAGGGUGCCCCAGGCCAAACCGGUUGCAGUGGAGGAGAAGGUGAAGGAGCAGCUGGAGGCCGCCAAGCCCGAGCCCGUCAUCGAGGAGGUGGACCUGGCCAACCUCGCUCCUCGGAAGCCUGACUGGGACCUCAAGAGAGAUGUGGCCAAGAAGCUGGAGAAACUAAAAAAGCGGACUCAGAGGGCCAUUGCCGAGCUGAUCCGUGAAAGGCUGAAAGGCCAGGAAGACAGCCUAGCCUCUGCAGUGGAUGCUGCCACCGAACAAAAGACCUGUGACUCCGACUGAGGCAUGCCCUGCCCCACCACUCGCCCAUCAGGCCUGUCCUGCAGAGGAUGGUCUUGGGCAGGGAUGGGGGCUAGGCUUGCCAUCACCUCCAGUUUGGCUUCUGAGCAGAGACUCCCUGCCCAUCAAGUCUGAAACCCCCAUGGAUGAGGUCAGCUCCUUGUCUGCUGGGUGGCCCCUGCCAUUCUGAAUGGAGGCAGAACCAGCAACAACUCUGGGCGUGCCUGUGUCUGCACAUGUGGAUGUACAUAUGUCUGUAUAUAUGUAUAUAUUUUGAACUUUCUAAAAAAAAAUCUGGAAAUAGAAACAAGUAAACCCCUGUGUGUGGCA